CUGUCUCUCAAAGUUGGGAGUGCAGGUCACUGUUGAUAAACUAAACGAAGCUGUCCACCAUCUCUGAUCCAAGAAUUCAGAGAGAAGAUUUGAAUCCAAUGGAAACUGAGACCUUCAUUAGACCCAACAAAUCAAAGAGGAAGCAAAGAUCUCCACUUUUAAUCUUCCUUUUUCUCUUCACUCUAAUUUUCCUCUUCUACUACUUCAAAAACUUCAUUUCCCCUUCUCUUCUUCCCCUUCCCCAAAAAUCAAAAAUACCCAUUAUACCCCGCCCCUCGCAAUGCAACCCCACAAAUCGCCUGCAGGGAAAGUUCCUGUGGUACGCACCUCACAGUGGUUUCAGUAAUCAGUUGGCUGAGUUCAAGAACGCUAUUUUGAUGGCUAAGAUCCUUAAUCGAACCCUAAUUGUGCCUCCCGUAUUGGAUCAUCAUGCUGUUGCGCUUGGUAGUUGUCCUAAAUUUAGGGUUUUGAACCCUAUUGAGUUGAGAUACGCUGUUUGGAAUCAUAGUAUCCAUCUAUUGCGUGAUUGCAGAUAUGUGUCCAUGGCUGAUAUAGUUGACAUUUCACCACUUGUGUCUUAUUCAACAGUGAGAUUUAUUGAUUUUCGAGCUUUUGUGUCUUUGUGGUGUGGUGUAAACUUUGAUGAUAUUUGCUCUAAAGACCAAACUAUUCCAUAUCCUUUAUCUGAGAGACUUAGAGAAUGCGGUUCUCUGUUGUCUGGUUAUUAUGGUAGUAUAAGUGAUUGUUUGACUGCUUUAGAAGAUGACUGUAGAAUGACAGUUUGGACAUAUCAAAACGAUGUCGAGGACGGGGCAUUAGACUCCUUUCAACCGGAUGAACAACUUAAGAAGAAAAAGAAGAUUUCAUUUAUUAGGAGAAGAAAAGAUGUAUAUAAGGCUCUUGGUCCUGGUUCUGCAGCAGAAUCAGCCACUAUUUUGGCGUUUGGAAGCCUUUUUACUGCUCCUUAUAAGGGAUCUGAAUCCCAUAUCGACAUUCAUGAAUCUCCUAAUGAUCCUGUGAUACAGACCUUAAUCGAAAAGAUAGAGUUCCUCCCCUUUGUUCCUGAAAUAGUAAAUGCUGGCAAGAAGUUUGCUCUUCAAACUAUCAAGGGUCCCUUUCUUUGUGCACAGCUCAGGCUACUAGAUGGGCAAUUCAAGAACCACCACAAAGCUACCUUUCUUGGUCUGCAGCAGAAGCUAGAAUCUUUGAAGCAAACUGGACAGAAACCGAUCCAUGUAUUUGUUAUGACUGAUCUUCCCAUGGCUAAUUGGACGGGAAGUUACUUGGGGAGCAUAGCAAAAGAUUCAGAUGCCUUUAAGUUGUUUGUUAUUAGAGAAGAAGAUGACUUGGUUCAAGAAACGGUUAAAGAAGUCAUGGCUGCAGGGCAUGGGCUAAAACUUGGUUCAAUUUUACCGAGUUCAGCAGGGACUAACAACCGUCACCAUCCUCAAUCUUUAACUGAUGUUCUCCUAUACAUAGAGGAAACAGUCUGCAGCUGCGCUUCUCUUGGUUUUGUUGGCACUGCUGGGUCAACAAUUGCCGAGAGCAUAGAAUUAAUGAGAAAACAUGGCAUUUGUUCUGGCUAAAAUGCUGCUAUUGCUGUUGGCUUCAACCUAACUAAUGCUAUUUUCCCAGCUUUGUGGUCUCCCCUUUAGCAGCUAGAAUCCACUUAUCACCUGAAAUUCUCCCUUAUGCCUGUCUAAACAAACUUGAAAUUGCAAAUUAACAAUGUCCUAUUUGAAUUCAAAGUUGACGAGGCUGACAAAUCUGAAGGAUAUUAGUGAUCCAUACUACUGGAAAAGGGACUAGUGGAUGAAGAAUCUGCACAGCUUGUUUCAAGGGAUUGGAAGCACUGGUGGGUGAAUAUUUUUGUGCAAAGGUUCUAUUCUUCAAAUUUACAAUGGUAACACUUAUUUGAUUUAAGGAGGUAAUUGUAUGUUCAAAUGCAAGUCCAUAUUUGGAUACAAGGUCAACAACCUUCAAGUUGGCGUCUUUGUUGAUCUCCUGACAUUUAAUGACCUAUACAUUAGCAAAGAAGAACCAUGUAGAUCAGUUGAAAUGUACAGAUUGUUUAUUUAUCUGUUAGAAAUUGCUUCCCCUUCCUGAA
Nicotiana tabacum (common tobacco) is the source of this 2107-nucleotide messenger RNA. RefSeq names its product O-fucosyltransferase 30-like. The record is from RefSeq and is a predicted model, not a curated record. Lineage: Eukaryota; Viridiplantae; Streptophyta; Magnoliopsida; Solanales; Solanaceae.